AUGGAUCAGAUCAAUGCAAGCAAUGUGUCCAAAGAGAGUUCAAAGAAUCAACCGGAUGCCAUCAAGAGAUGCCUCAGAACGCUCUUCGGAGGAAAUGUCGCUGCUCAAAGGAAGCUGAGCUACAUUUAUUACCAAGGCUUGGGCGUCUCACAGGAUUAUUCGAAAGCCUUUGGAUGGUAUCUCAAGGCAGCCAAGCAAGGAGAUGAUGAUGCUCAGAGUAAUCUAGGCUAUAUGUAUCUUGAGGGUAAAGGGAUUUCACAAGACUAUUCGAAAGCCAUGGACUGGUGCUUCAAGGCAACUGAGCAAGGAAAUGCCGUUGCUCAGAGCAAUCUAGGCCACAUGUACGCUCAAGGCCAAGGGGUUACAUAG
Molecule: messenger RNA, 369 nt
Organism: Lobosporangium transversale
Lineage: Eukaryota; Fungi; Mortierellomycota; Mortierellomycetes; Mortierellales; Mortierellaceae
Exons: 1
Coding region: 1-369 (122 amino acids)
Molecular function (GO): protein binding
Source: RefSeq, a predicted model, not a curated record